Molecule: messenger RNA, 1575 nt
Organism: Camarhynchus parvulus
Lineage: Eukaryota; Metazoa; Chordata; Aves; Passeriformes; Thraupidae
Gene: ARHGAP30
Product: Rho GTPase activating protein 30
Exons: 11
Biological process (GO): small GTPase-mediated signal transduction
Molecular function (GO): GTPase activator activity
Source: RefSeq, a predicted model, not a curated record
CUCUGCCUUCCUGCCACCCCCGGGACCCCCCUGGCGUGGCCCCCGCGUCCCCGGCCGCGUCCCCCGCGCUGUCCCCGGCCGCGUCCCUGUGUCCCCAUGUCCCUGGCGCUCAAGGCCCGGCAGCGGGCGAGGCGCAAGGGCGGCUCCCGGGAGCGGCUCUUCGGCUGCGACCUGCAGGAGCAUCUCCAGCGCUCGGGGCAGGACGUGCCGCAGGUGCUCCGGAGCUGCACGGAGUUCGUGGAGCAGCACGGGGUGGUCGAUGGCAUCUACCGCCUGUCUGGGGUGUCCUCCAACACACAGCGGCUGCGGCAGGAGUUUGAAGCGCAGCGCAGCCCGGACCUGGCGCGGGACGUUUACCUGCAGGACGUUCACUGCGUCAGCUCCCUGUGCAAGGCCUACUGCCGCGAGCUGCCCAACCCCCUGCUCACCUACCAGCUCUACGACAAGUUCGCCGACGCCGUGGCCAUCCAGAUGGAGGAGGCGCGGCUGGUGAAGAUCAAGGAGGUGCUGAAGGAGCUGCCGGCGCCUCACUACAGGACGCUGGAGUUCCUGAUGCGGCACCUGCUGCGCAUGGCGGCGCACAGCGGGCGCACCAACAUGCACGCCAGGAACCUGGCCAUCGUCUGGGCGCCCAACCUGCUGCGCUCGAGGGACAUCGAGGCCUCGGGGUUCAACGGCACGGCGGCGUUCAUGGAGGUGCGCGUGCAGUCCAUCGUGGUGGAGUUCAUCCUCACGCACGUGGAGCAGCUCUUCGGGGACGCGCCGCUCCCAGGUGGGGACAGUCCCCGUCGCUCGCUGCUCCUGCCCGGGGGUGUCGCCCCCCUGCACGUCCCGGCCGUGCUGAGCCAGGGCGACGGCCCCCCCCAGAUGCGGCCCUACCACACCAUCAUCGAGCUCAGCGAGCACAGGAGCAAGGGCUCCCUCAAGGCCAAGAAGUGGAGAUCCAUCUUCAACCUGGGCCGCUCCGGGCACGAGGCCAAGCGGAAAUCGGGGAAGGCUGAGGAGAAAGAGAAGUGUGGGAAGGUCACUCUGCGGCCGGCCAAGAGCAUGGACUCGCUCAGCUCCGGCCCCUCCGGACCGGCCGGUAAGAGGGACCCUCUCUCGGAUGAGACCCCCGCGGCCCCGGAGCCGCCCCCGGAGCUGGACGAGAGCCUGGAGGAGGCGCUGGAAGCGGCGGCCGAGAGCAGCACCAAGUCGGAGCCCACCACCCCCAAAGCCCCCCGGGCGGGGCCGGGCGUCGGCGGCCGCUCCCGCGCCGAGAAAUGCGCGGGGCUGCACAUCUCGGGCCCCUUCUCGGUCACCGUCCCCUUCCACAUCACCUCCAACCUGUCCCGCCUCACCCGCGGGCUCCCGUGCCCCGCGCUGGAACGGGAACAGAGCCCCGGCAGCCCCCCCGAGCCCGCCCGGGACCCCCGGCCCCGCUCCGAAGAUGCGGAGCAGACCCGGCUCUCCCUGGAGCUCCGCGACUCCUUCGCCUUCCUGGACGGCCCCGAGACGUGGCUGGAGGGCGGCGGGGACACGGAGGCGGCGGCGUGGAGCCCCGGGAUCGAGGAUGAGACCUUCAGGAUCGAGGAU